Nylanderia fulva is the source of this 1253-nucleotide messenger RNA. NCBI's taxonomy places the organism in Eukaryota, Metazoa, Arthropoda, Insecta, Hymenoptera, Formicidae. The record is from RefSeq and is a predicted model, not a curated record.
AUGGUGAAAGAAGACUGGACGAGAUCAAAAACGGAGGAGGAACGAGAAAUUAUGAUAAGACGCGCGCAAACUGCACGCCUGAUAAUGAAAUGGGGAUACUUCGUCAUGUUCAUCUCGUACAUUCUGGUUGUGAUCUUUCCCAGCUUCGGUAUAUCCUUGAGAUACCUGACGAAUAUUACCGAUCCGGGCCGAUUAAUGCCUCUGCAGACUUAUUACAUGUACAACACUAAUGAGAGUCCGCUUUACGAGAUCACUUUUUUUCUGCAAGGCCUCAGUUUGAUGGCGACCGCGAAUACGUACACCAAUACGGACACCUUCAUGGGAGGUCUAGUCUUUCACGUAUGCGGCCAGCUCGAGAAUCUCAAAGCGCGUAUCCUAAAUGUGGAAUUUCAUCGCUUCGAGGACUCCCUAUCGGCCAACGUGCAAGAGCAUGCACGUCUUAUGAGAUCUAUCAAAAUAAUUGACGACACGUUUACUUUAAUGCUGCUUGGGCUACUAAUUUAUUUCGGCAUACUCUUUGCUCUGUACGGAUAUUUAUUUGUUACUGUAAUAACACAAGGUUAUGAUCUCUCUUUCUCCCGAUUUCUUUUCAUUGCUAGUGCUUCUGUCGCUGCAUUCGCACACAUGUGUUUAUACUGUAUCGUAGGUGAAAUUUUAGUCACUCAAUGCAACGAAAUUUUUGAGGCCGCAUGCGAAUACAAGUGGUACAAAUUGGAGCCACGGAAAGCGAAAACUUUAUUGAUUCUAAUGAUUCGGGCCAAUAAACCGCUAUAUAUUACUGCGGGGAAAUUAUUCCCUAUGACAAUGUCUACGCUUUGUAAUCUGAUAAAGACUUCGGGCGGUUAUAUAUCAUUUUGUUGGCCUAUCGUGAAUGAAGAGAAGAUUUUCAGGAGUUUUAGCGUAGCAUUUUAAUGCAUUGUUACAGUGUGGAAGCUAAUUUGGUCGUCUACAGUCAAGUGUGUAAUAUCGGAACUUGGCAAAAGGAUAACUGUUUAUGAAAGUUACAGCAGGAUCAGCAUGGAAAACUUUCACAUCAAUUGUUGCACCUCACAAUUUCAGUGAAUUAAUAAUAAGAGAGAAACACACGGUUUCACAAAGUUAUAGCUAAGGACGUCUCGAAAACAUGUGCGAUAUAUUAUGUACAUCUGUAAAACAUCUAUAUAGACCUUUAAACAUAGCGAAUUUCUUAAACUUAUAAUUGUAAAACGAACAGUGUUCUUCAUUCGAAACAUAAUAAAGAUUAAUUACAUACA